Messenger RNA from Symbiodinium natans, 2457 nucleotides. The record is from the annotation of a GenBank genome assembly. Lineage: Eukaryota; Dinophyceae; Suessiales; Symbiodiniaceae.
AUGGUAAUUCCAGUCGUUGGCGCUUCCCCACAAGAUGCACCUGCACCAGCUGCGGUCAAGGAGUUUCACUCGUACUUCUGGUGGGGCAUCUUCCUGAUAUUGGUAUCGAUGGCGAUGCUUCAGGUUGUUGCCGGAGAUGGGUUUGGCAUGUUCUUCACAUUGAUAUUGGCGGCCAUCGUCUACUACAUGGUAUCAGACCACUGCGCCAACAUGUCCAUGUACUGCCUUCUUGUCUUCGGGCUUAUAUCUGGAUUCGAGUCGCUUUUCGGCGUAUUGACGCUUUUCAGCGUAGUGGGUGGACGAAGCUCGAGCACCACCCUGAUUACUAGUAAGGAUGCCACCAGUGUCACUUAUGAGACACAGGUCAAGGUACAUCCUCUCUUCGACUCUACGCAAGGGAGCAAAUAUAACAUUCAGUCGGGUUUGCUGGUGGCACUUCCCGUCGUGAUGCUGCUUAGUGCGCUGCUGUCGUGGUGGUCCUUCCGCGCAUACCCAAAUUCACUCUUCUCCGAUUUUGAUGAGGAGGCCGAGCCCAUCUAUGCGCAAGGAGGGCCUCCUGCAAGCCAAGCGCUCAAAAUGGCAGACGAAGAACUCCACACAGAGUUUCUCCAGUCGCCUGCAAAGGCCAUGUGCGAGUCUCACAUGGAGCGCGUCGAUGCGCACGUGGAUGCGAAUGCUUUAGGCAAGCCAAAGAUUCAGCUGCUAGCAGCAAGUGACAUCGACAUUGACGGCUUGGCAAAGAUCAGCCUGCAAAGUUCGUCGAGUCACUCCACCGGCCAGGCUGCUUCUGCGGGAGUGGUUCGCAAUGUUCAGAGCUGGCCGCUGGCAAAGCUGACGCAGCACUACGAAAUUCAGGAGCCCAGCAUUCAGGAUCUGCCCGGUGUUCGUCUCGCUGCAGACCAAAGUGGAGCAGUGUACCGGCUCAGUUCGCUACGCAAGCCAUGUGGCAGACUCCGCCAGGAGAAGCUCAGGGCGCACGUUGCGCAGCUGCAGGCUCAGCAGUUCGUGGGAACUGCCAGGAUCCUCGCCGUUUAUGAGGACUCCAGAUCGAUGGCGCUGGUCACGGAGCUCUGCAGUGGCGGCACAGUGCAAGAUCGCAUUUUGCAGCGGAAUGUCUUCUCAGAGCAAGAGUGCGCAAUGCUCAUCAAGCACAUGUUGGAGCCACUUCAUGAAAUUCACCAAGCCGGCCUAUCCCAUGGCCACUUGUCGCCCGAGUCAUUCAGGUUUCAGAGUGAUCAGACACAAGCGCCGCUGAAGCUGGUGGAUUUCGGCCUUGAGCUAAAGGUGUGCCUGGACGAGUGGGCGCCGGAUUCUGGUCAUAGCGAGCUGCUGACGCCGAGUGAGGCCCGCGUGCGCCAUUGGCCACGCAGCGCCUGCCCACAGCUUUACGAGACAUGCCGCUUGGUCUUCUGCGCGCCGGAAGUUCUCAAGCACUUCAAGGUCGGAUCGGAGUUUGCUGCGCCAUCGAACCAUCUGCCAGCGGUCGCAAGCUUGAAGCCAGGUGUGGCCUCUGAGAGCUCAGACAUGCUGGACCUGCGCCUUCUUUCCGAGGCCAUUGACGCCCACAUGGCGCAGCAGGAUUGUGGCUGGGACUUCCUGGCCGCUUGUGAUGUGUGGAGUGUGGGGGCCAUUGCCUUCCUCCUUCUGUGCGGGUAUCCGCCAUUCUUUGCUCCAUGCAGACAUGCCAUCAUCUCGAGAGUUGAGAAGAUUGACUUGUCAUUUGAUCCGCCCUUCUGGUCCAAAAUCUCGGAGGAAGCAAAGGACUUCGUCCAGAGGUGUUUGCAUGGCACGGCAGCAAAGCGACUGACGGUACAGCAGGCACUGCAGCACCCGUGGAUCCGGCAGCUGGCCGACACGUCUCCGUAUGGCUCCAUGUUGCCCUCUUUCGCGUUGAACCUACGACGCUUCUGCAGGACUUGGCUCAUCGAGGCUUUCGUGGCAAACAGCCUAGCAUCCAAGCUGAGUUACAUGGACACGCUAGAACUCCAGCGCGAGUGCCAAAAGGCUGACAAGGACAAUUCAGGCUUCCUCACAUCAGCAGACCUGCGGCAGGUCCUGCAGCAGGGUGGGCACGCUGACAUUGUCGAGGCGAUUGGAUUGUGCUUUGCCCGCUUCCUGCGGCAUCCUGGAGAGUCGUAUUUGGACUACCACGCGUUGCUGGACUCCGUCCGCCUCAGGCGUGAGUUCCUGAUAGAAGAGGAGAUCUGGACAGCUCUUUUGCAAGAAGAAGGAACAGCCGAGCCUGCAGCCGGCAGCAUGGAGUCAUUCCUUCAGGCUCCCUCUCUGCAAAAAAUCCUUCAGCGAGAAGGAGUGCAGGAUGGGUGUGCCAUGAGUGCUUUUGAUGAGAGUGGCCUGGAUACUUCUAAGGCCGACAUCAACGACUUUAUGGCUAAAGUGCUUUCUCAACUCAGGUCGUUUGCGCAUGCGGUCAUGCAGAGGUCGCUCAGCAAAGAAUAA